GAGGGGAGACCACUGGACCUUGUGACACCUAAGAUAGACAAGGCCUUAGAACAGUUUAAACGGAAAGUCCUUGCAGUCCAGCUCUGACACAAGUAAUGCACCGUUGUCCGAGUCGGAAUUUGACAAGAGUACAGACAAACAGAAUACCAGUGCCGUGUCCGAACAAAAUCGGCGUCUGAUGAUCCUGGAACAACAGAUUGCGAACCUGCUGCAGCCAUCAAGGUCAAAGGCUGUAUCUGAUGGAGAGAAUAGUUCAUCAGGGACUAUCACAAGACUUGUUGCUGAGAGAGACAUCGGUCAGACAGAUGAAAGUGAUGAUGCAGGGUCAGGGAACUCUCAAAAAGGUCAAACAAGCAAAGGUCGAAAGGGCAAGAGGUCAAGGAAGUCCCGUAUCCCUAGCUACCGUAAACCUACAGCAUCAUCUCGGGCCAAAGUCGAACCCCCAGAGACAUCCAGUGGUACGGGAGUCGAGGACCAGAUAGGACCGGCCACACACCAGGCUAUCCUAAAGCAGCCUUCAGCCUACUGUAUCACAGAGGGUCAGAUGAGGGAAGAUGUCCAGUCUACAUAUGUGCAACUGAUGAAAGAGCUGGAAAAUGAACGAGAGAGAAGAUGGAAGUCCGAGCAGGCAAGCAAGAAACUUGUGGACCACAUCAAGUCUCUUCAGACCAAAGCGAAGGACGGUGACCAGCUCAAGGACACGGCUAUAGAGGCCACAACACGACUCAAGCAAGCCUUGACCAAUGAAAGGGAAGCAAAACUAAGGCUGCAGGAUGAUCUUGAUAGGGCAAAGAUUCAUCUACAGGAAGAGUCUAGACAGCUCUCAGUUGCCAAGGAAACGGAAGAAAGCUUGAAAAAGAGUCUCCGUAACUUAGAGGAAGUCACUGCCAAAAUGGAACGCGAAAAACUGCAGCAACAGACACACGAGCAAAAGAAGACUCAUGAUGCACAGAUGCGAGCAUCUGCUUUGACUCGUGAGCUAGAGAUGUUGAAAUUGACAGCAGAGAAACAAAAAGGACAGAUACACCAACUCCAGGAACUACUGGCUGGUCGAGAACAGCAACACAGGGAUGAAAUGAAGCUGUGUGUCCGUCCAAACAGUCAAGAGAUGGACAGUCUCAUACAGCAGGAAAAACGCCGGGCCGAGAAACAGUAUGAGAGUGAACUCCGCACCCAGCAAGACAAAGUUGACCAAUUGACCAAACAGUACUCGGAGUUAGAGGACGAGUUCCGGAUAGCUCUCCAGAUCGAAGCCAACAGAUUUAAAGAGGUUCAAGAUGUCUUCCAGCGGGUGAGCGAGGAAAACGCGGAGAACAAGCAGGCAUUGAUGGUUGCCCAAAGGAAAGAUGAGAAAAUGUCAGAGAUGUUUACUGAGCUUACAGCUUUGGUGAAAGAACAGAAAGGAAGAAUAACAGAACUCUCUAAAUCUAAGAAUGAGCAGACCGCGGAAUAUAAGGAACGGAUUCUAACACUGGAGAGUCAUGUAGAAGAAGCAAGGAAACGUAUGUUACAGAUGGAACUCCUAAAGCAGGAUAAGACAAAGCUAUUGGCUCAAGUGGAAGCUCAAGAAUCUGUGAUAAAUGGUUUGAAAGCAGAGAGAAAACUGUGGGGACAGGAACUUGCACAGCAAGGUUCAUCUCUGGCCCAGGAUAGAGGCCGUCUGGAAUCUAAGAUAGAGACCCUCAAGUCAGAUUUGUCAACAACCAAGAAACAGCUGGAUAGGGAGGCGGACGCCCUGAAGAUCAAAACCAAAAUGUUGGAGGACCAAACGGAAACCAUCAGGAAACUCAAGGAGGGCCUGUUGGAGCGGGAUGAGGAGGUGAAGCGAGCUAGAGACGAGGCACUGAAGAUACAACACAAUUUGGAGGAACAGUUGACUGAGGAAAGGGCCUUAACCCAGGAUAACCAGGACACACUGGAGAGACUGAGAGACAGGAAACAGGAACUUAAACAACAAAUAUCGGAGCUCCAGGGAGAACUGGACGAGUCCAGGAAGGCUCACAGCAUCCUUAACAACAAAUGGAAGGAGAAAUCACAGUUGAUUGGUGGGUUGGAGAAACAGGUUACGGAGAUGAGGGAUACCUGGGAAGGAAAAGAACGAAAACUACAGGACGAACGUGACAAGGCCAUCCAUGCUGCAAAUGUCGCUAUAGAGAAGCUACGGAAAGUUGAUAAUACGUUCAGGGAGCAGCUGGAGACGAAGGAACAGCGACAUCAGGAGGACAUUCUGGUUCUGGAGCAAGCCAAGCAACAGGAAGUGGACCAAGCCUACCAGAGGGUAUACUCUGUGGAGGAGGAGAUGAGAGAAUUGCUGAAGGAAAACCAGAUGAGUAAGAAGGCAAUGGAGGACAAGUUUAAACGACUCACCAACGCCAUGUCCGAUAUCCAGUCCAACUUUGUGUCAUAGAUUUUUUAGGAAAAUUAUAUUGGACUGACCAGCGGUCAGUGUUGGACCAACUGUGUCUUAGACACACUCCAGAUGAACUACCCAAGGUAUCAGACUGACUAGGGGUCAGUGUCAAACGUUUUGUGAUAUGUGCUGAAACAUUUUACUUAAAUCUUGGAAGGAAAUUUCUUAUCAUUAUAGUAUAUACAUGUAUAUAUAUAUUUAUAAAUUAUGUAUUGUACAACAUAAUUAUAUGAAUGGAAGAUGAAAUAAAAUUUGUGCUGAAGACAAGCACAGAUAGAUGUG
Messenger RNA from Pecten maximus, 2692 nucleotides. RefSeq names its product leucine-rich repeat and coiled-coil domain-containing protein 1-like. The record is from RefSeq and is a predicted model, not a curated record. The coding region runs from base 179 to 2407 and encodes 742 amino acids. Lineage: Eukaryota; Metazoa; Mollusca; Bivalvia; Pectinida; Pectinidae. The transcript has 22 exons.